Polyodon spathula (Mississippi paddlefish) is the source of this 1581-nucleotide messenger RNA. It is a transcript of the gene anp32e, whose product is annotated as acidic (leucine-rich) nuclear phosphoprotein 32 family, member E. Gene Ontology annotation, cellular component: nucleus. Gene Ontology annotation, molecular function: histone binding; phosphatase inhibitor activity. Gene Ontology annotation, biological process: regulation of apoptotic process. The coding region runs from base 180 to 968 and encodes 262 amino acids. The record is from RefSeq and is a predicted model, not a curated record. The transcript is spliced from 7 exons. Lineage: Eukaryota; Metazoa; Chordata; Actinopteri; Acipenseriformes; Polyodontidae.
GGGGCUUGCGCCAGGGGGUUGGGUGCUCGGUGUCAUGGAGGCGCAGUGAGAGCGCAGCAGCCAUUGAGGGAAGCUGAGCCGGAGUUUCUGCACGCAUUUUAUUAUUAUUAUUAUUAUAUUUACCCCUCAUUUCCUCUUAUUAUUUUUAAACUGCGCGUUAUAUAUUUAAAUCUGUAGCCAUGGAUAUGAAAAAGAGGAUCAGCUUGGAGCUGCGGAGCCGGACCCCGCUGGAGGUGACCGAGUUAGUGGUGGAUAACUGCCGCUCCAGUGACGGGGAGGUGGAGGGACUGACGGACGACUUCAAAGAACUCGAGUUCCUCAGCAUGGUUAAUGUCGGGCUCUCGUCUCUGGCUAAGCUCCCUACCUUGAGUAAACUCCGCAAGUUGGAACUCAGCGACAAUAGCAUUUCCGGUGGGUUGGAGGCUCUCUCGGAGAAGUGUCCCAACCUGACGUACCUGAACCUGAGCGGCAACAAGAUCCAGGACCUGAGCACCGUGAAGGCGCUGCACAGCCUGAAGAACCUGAAGAGUCUGGACCUGUUCAACUGUGACAUCACCAGCCUGGAGGAGUACCGGGAGAGCGUCUUCGACCUGCUGCCCCAGAUCAGCUACCUGGACGGGUUCGACCAGGAGGACAGCGAGGCCCCGGACUCUGAGGAGGGGGGCGAGGCAGAGGAUCACGAGGAGGAGGAGGAGGAGGAAGAGGAGGGUGCAGCCGCUGGCCCCACUGGAGGCUUUGACGACGACGAUGAUGAUGAUGACGAAGAGGACGGAGGGGUGGAAGAGGUUGGCCUUUCCUACCUCAUGAAGGAGGAGAUUCAGGAUGAAGAAGAUGAUGAUGACUAUGUGGAGGAGGAAGAGGAGGAGGAGGAAGUAGACGACGAUGACGAGGAGGGGGUCCAAGGAGAGAAGCGGAAACGAGACCCUGAGGAUGAAGGAGGAGACGAUGAUGAUGAUGAGGAUGACUAGACCCUUUCCGGCUGCCGCGGGAGGGACCCACUUUAAUCUCUACAACAAAAACCGUGUGACGAUAUUGCAGAGAAUUCCUUUAUAGAGCAUAGCUAGCACUGUUGGUGUGUGUCUAUUCUUUUUCAUAUGUAUAUAAGAAGAGGAAAGGUUUUGGUUUUAAUGAAGAUUCAUUUGUAAUCAUUCCAAGUCGUUUGUGCUUCCCAGCAAGUCCCAUACGUUUGGGAUUGGAGAGGGGAGGGGGUGCAGUUCUGCAAGCCCUGGUCAUCCCAACCACUUUGUGGUUCUUAAGCUGAGGGAACACUAAAUCACUUAGUGGCUUGGAACAUGGUUUCAGGAGACGAGGUUUCGGGCAGCUGCCUGGCAUACCAGGGGAGACUGGGGUUUGAUGCAGCAAUCUCAAACUAGGUCUCCUGGAACCAGUUUUCAAGCCGUUCCUGAAAAAGUGGUUUUCUGUCCCCAGGCUUUCCAUUCUGCAGUGCGGGUAGUGGACAGCAGGUGGCAGUCUACCUGUUUCUUUUCCCUUGUCAAAUACACAUCCACUUGUUUCACUGACUAGUCCAAAUUUAAUUUAUUCAGCCCAAAACAAUUUGCGUUCGGUCUGACUUGCAUAGAA